Messenger RNA from Penicillium brasilianum, 1305 nucleotides. Lineage: Eukaryota; Fungi; Ascomycota; Eurotiomycetes; Eurotiales; Aspergillaceae. The record is from the annotation of a GenBank genome assembly.
AAGCUCCCAACGCCCUCAACACCGACUAGCAUUCCCUCUUCAGUUCGCUCAAUUCACGCGCAACUCGAUAACCUAUAACAUCCGGAACUAGCGCGGCUUGACGCGGUGGUGGGCUCUUGGUCACUCGUGUUUGUCUCUGCCUACCUUUGCCGACAAUCCAGCUCCUUCGGAGAGCUGCGGACAAUCGCUUGAAUCUCCGCCCUCCCAACAUCUACAUCACCUCCCCCGGCCGAGCCACAUACAUUCAUACAAAAUGGCCGCUCGACUUCCUCUGGGCCAGGUACCGGCGAUGUUCGCCCGCCGGCAGCCCACGGUGCUCCGUGCCUCUCGACGUCUCCAAUCUUCCUCAGCUCCUCAAACUCAGAACCCCGCCUACCCCCUCUACCCCUCCGUCAUCCAGCUCCUGCACGAGAAGAACAUCCCCGAGUCGGAAAUUUCCAAGAUCCCCGCCUCCGGCCCCAAGGGUCGUCUCCUGAAGGGUGACGUUCUCGCCUACAUUGGCCAGAUUGGUGCUGAAUAUCCGGCCAACCAGGCCGCGACGCUGGCCAAGCUCACAUACCUUGACCUGAGCAACAUUAAGAUCGCGGCACCGGCCCCGAAGCCCGCCGCGCCGGCCGCGGAGGAGAAGAAGGCGGAGGUCGCACAGCCCGCGCCCAUGUCCUCAAUCGCCAUUUCCAUCUCGUUGUCGGCCGUGCUGUCCGCGCAGAAGAAGAUUCAGGAGAGCCUAGGUGUGACGGUUCCUCUGUCCCGUUUCUUGGCCAUUGCCACGGACCUUGCCAACGACGACCUGCCUCGCUCCAAGAGCGAGAAGCCCUCUUCGGAUGAAUUGUUCGAGGAGCUUCUCGGCGCCGAGCCUGUCAACACAUCGCGCGGCGAUUACAUCCCCGAGCUGAACGCUUUCGAAGCCUCCGAAGCCCGCCAGCCCGAGCCCGUGGUUGAGGAUAUCAUUGAUUUCCUGAGCGCCAAGCCCGGCAAGAAGACCGUUGCUUCCUCCGUCUCUGCUGUGGAGGGCGGCGCUGCCCAGAAUGUGUUCAGUCUGACUGUCCCCGUGAGCGAGGAGCUGCGUGCCAAGACCUUCCUCGAGCGGAUCAAGACUCUUCUGCAGGUCGAGCCUGCCAGGCUGGUGCUUUAAAAUUGUCAUUUCUCGUUAUAAAUCUCCCCAAUGUCUUGGAGCUUUUUUUUUCUUUCUCAAUUUCCCUUUGUCCACUCAUGUCAUCUCCACACUGCGUUGGGUUCAAGGCAUCUGUAUUUAGUAUAGCAUAGAUAAUCCGAUACCGCCUUGAUCGGCUUGAUAAACACUCUAUU